This is a messenger RNA of Cordyceps militaris CM01, 2292 nucleotides long. RefSeq names its product C6 zinc finger domain protein. Gene Ontology annotation, molecular function: DNA-binding transcription factor activity, RNA polymerase II-specific; zinc ion binding. The record is from RefSeq and is a predicted model, not a curated record. The transcript has 6 exons. Lineage: Eukaryota; Fungi; Ascomycota; Sordariomycetes; Hypocreales; Cordycipitaceae. Bases 1 to 2292 code for a protein of 763 amino acids. Gene Ontology annotation, biological process: regulation of DNA-templated transcription.
AUGCCGAACACGCGGAGCGCGGAAGAAGAGAACAAGGCAGCGGCCGAGAAGCGCGCCAAUGAACUCGUCCAGGAAGCGGCCGCUGUUCGGCGGCGCUUUGUCGUCGAGCCGGAACCCCCUGACUGGGAGUGCAUGGAAGCGGCUCGAUACUAUUCCGUCUUUGUGAUGCCCUGCUGUGAAGAGCAGCUCAUGACGCCGUUCAAGGGCCUCCCGCCCUGCCAUGGCCCGAGCCGCCCCAUCUUCCUGCUCGAUGUCAGCAGCCACCGCAUCGCGGACGCGUCCAAGGCGCGCGGCAAGGUUCUGCGCGCCGCAGAGGACCCGGGCGUCAACGGGGCGUGGGCGAACCACUCGCGCCACAUGAUUGAGAUUCUCUGCUACGUCAACAAGGGCCUGUCGGACAGGCGCGGCCGAAUCGCCGACGGCGAGUGCGCCAAACCGGCCGUAAAAGCCAUCGUGCGAGACCACUUUAAGAGCAUCAGCGCAUUCGACGAUGCGGCCUGGGUGAAGACGGUAACGUCUGAGCUGCCAGCCAAGGUUCAGACGCUGGGAUGCAUCUUCCAGGUGGCGGUGCGACUGUUUGGCGUGCUCUCGCUGCCGCCGUCGGCCACGGUGGCCUGGGAUGACUGCUUUGACAAACCAAUCCGGGAGCCCAUCGCCAUGGCCAUCAAUCAUUCCAUCAUGGCCUGCCAGAUUUUGCUCGACUUUUCCCCGCGCACCAUCAGUCUGACCCUGAGCGAUACGAGCUGUCCUGAAGCGCCGUUGGGCCGCACGCAAACGGGUGCGGUGCGGCGUCGCCGAUGGACCCCACGAGCCAGAACAGGUUGCCUUACGUGUCGUACCCGUCGGGUCAAGUGCGACGAGGAGAGACCAGUCUGUCGCCGCUGCACAUCGAGCCGCGUUACGUGCCAUGGCUACCAGCUUCCCUCUUCAGAAAAGACCAAGCCGCGGAAGAGUGCAACCGAGGUCGGUCGUCGUGCGCUGCAGACGCCGCCGGACACGCCGCCGCCUCGCAGCGAGACGACCGCUCUGCAGCCGUUUGGCAGCGUGCACAGUCACAGUAUCAAUGUCGAGGCGGAGCCUCCAGACUGGGACGUGCAAGAGAGUAUCCGUUAUUACUUUGAAAUUGUCGUGCCGGGGCGCACUGCUGAAGUGCGAACUGGGGGGGAUCCUGAUUUCCAUGCCAAGACGUUCCACUUCUCUAGAUUCAUCUCCCAAGUGAUUGGGGACCAACUUUCCAGAGCGUCCAAAGCACGGGGUGAGCUGAUACCGCCUGGCCGGUAUCCCGCGUUUACAGGCGUCUGGCUCACCUACGCGCGCUAUUUGAGCUCUAGCAUAAAUGUGGUUAACCGGCAUAUCCAAGACUCCGACGCGAGCACAUCCUGGGAUGUAUUCUUUGGCAUUGACCAGCUUCUUGUGCUUGAUCUCUACGUCGAACGAUCGCAGUGGCAGGGUCAUCUCCGAGGGUUCUUCGAAUACAUUGGACAUCAAGGAGGUAUUGCGGCGGUUCUUGAGCGGCCUGAGCCCCCAUUCUACUGCCUCAAUCAUGUACUAGCCAUCGCCAUCAACGUAAACACCACUAGCCCUGCGACGCAACAACUCCACGGAUUCGACGACUAUACGGAUGAUCAGAUAGUAUCUGUGCUUGAAUGUGCCUACAGCACUUCUAUGCAGUGUCCUACAGAGCUUUACCUUGCCCUGGUGCACAUUUCCAGGCUACGAGCCAAGCUGGCUCAAAGAGACACGAAACCAGACAAGUCGAGUAUCGAGCAAAAGGUACGGCACAUCUUGGACUCGGUCUCCCGCUUCGACGCGGACGAUUGGGCAACCAAGCCCAUGUUCCGAGAUCAAAUCGACACAGUAGCAAUAGCCGGGCGCAUCUUUGCCAUUGCGGUCCGGCUGUACGGCAUCCUGACACUUCCGCCCUCGGCCGUUGCCGCGUGGAGUGUGGCCUCUGAGUUAUCGCAGCCGACGAGCGCAUCCGCCCCAGCCGCAGUAUACGACGCCCUGCGUAUCAGCCAGCGGAGGGAGCUGCUGGCGCUUGCGCGGCAGUCGUGGGGCCGGCUCAAGCACACUACGUCACUCUGCUGGCCGCUAGUUGUCGCUGGCGUGGCCUUUGCCGACGGCGCGGCCGCCGACCAGGACUUUAUCGAGACGUCGCUGCUGUCCAUCUGGAGCCUGCCCAACACGUCGGCAUGCUUCAUCCUUACGAUUCGCGCGCUGCGCCGGUUUUGGACGAGUGGCAAGACGGGGUGGGAAGACUGCUUCGAUCAGCCGCUCGCAUGUGUGGUGUAA